Messenger RNA from Emiliania huxleyi CCMP1516, 177 nucleotides. RefSeq lists its product as hypothetical. Gene Ontology annotation, biological process: translation. Gene Ontology annotation, cellular component: ribosome; cytosolic small ribosomal subunit. NCBI's taxonomy places the organism in Eukaryota, Haptophyta, Isochrysidales, Noelaerhabdaceae. The record is from RefSeq and is a predicted model, not a curated record. The annotation marks the transcript as partial. Gene Ontology annotation, molecular function: structural constituent of ribosome. The transcript has a single exon.
AUGGGCAAGGUUCACGGCUCGCUCGCGCGCGCCGGCAAGGUGCGCGGCCAGACGCCGAAGGUGUCGAAGCAGGAGAAGAAGAAGACGCAGGUGGGCCGUGCCAAGAAGCGGCUGCAGUACAACCGCCGCUUUGUGAACGUCGCCGUCGGCCUUGGCAAGAAGAAGGGCCCGAACACG